Arachis stenosperma is the source of this 2734-nucleotide messenger RNA. RefSeq lists its product as uncharacterized. The record is from RefSeq and is a predicted model, not a curated record. The coding region runs from base 194 to 1348 and encodes 384 amino acids. Lineage: Eukaryota; Viridiplantae; Streptophyta; Magnoliopsida; Fabales; Fabaceae. The transcript has 5 exons.
AUUUAUGAGCACUAUCACAACAUACCCUUCUUUGUAACAAUCUCCAAACACCUUUGUCACCAAAAAAAAAAUCUCCAAACACCUUUGUAAUUUCCAUCCUCACAAAUCCCCAUUCCCAUAUUCCGUGAAUUGUUUCAUUAUUAAUAUUCUUGUGAUCAUUCAUCUUCGUUUGGAGAAUUGAAAGCGAGCAGUGAUGGGAAGCGAAGGGGAUGAGAAGAGAAUUAUAAAGAAACCAAGGUUCCUAUGCCUUCAUGGAUUCCGAACAAGUGCAGAAAUCCUUAAGAAACAGGUUCAUAAGUGGCCCCAAUCGGUGAUUAACGAACUCGAUCUCGUUUUCUUGGACGCUCCUUUUCCCUGCCAAGGCAAAUCCGAUGUUGAAGGAAUCUUUGAUCCUCCCUAUUACGAGUGGUUCCAGUUCAACAAGGAAUUCACAGAGUACACCAACUUUGAUGAGUGCUUGCAAUAUAUCGAGGAUUACAUGAUCAAGCAAGGUCCUUUUGAUGGUCUUCUAGGUUUCUCACAGGGGGCAAUAUUAUCAGCGGCACUGCCAAAUCUCCAGGACAAGGGUGUGGCACUGACGAAGGUUCCCAAAGUGAAAUUUCUAAUAAUAAUUGGAGGAGCUAAGUUUCGAUCACCAUGGGUGGCUGAGAAGGCAUAUUCCUCUCCCAUUCGCUGCCCCUCCCUUCACUUUCUUGAAAUGUCGAAAAAUAACGACUCCAUGAAGGCUUUCAAAAAAGCCAAGAAGGCAGCCGCUGCACAAAACAUCUCGGUCAAGGCGGCACAGGAGGGAUCUUCUCAAACCACCAUGAAACUGCCUGUACCAGGUUCCCCUGGGCAGAGGAGGGUGAUCCCUACUCCUCGGGUUCGCCUGGUAGAUCCUCCACAAACUUCUACUGCUGCUUCUAGUGCUCCUUCCUCAAAAAAGCAGAAAAUAAAUGAGCCAUUUAACCUGGAUGCCCCGGAUUUUGAUGCUGUCGAGUUUGUCGACCAGCAAGUUGCCCCUUACGGUACGCUUUCUACGGAUGACGUGUCCCUUCUUCAGCAUUUAGACUUCAUCACCAGAAACAGUGUGAAGAUGGCACAUAUGGGUGCGGCUAUUUUCCGAACUGUUCAGGGUAUCCCGAUUCAUGCUACGAAGUCUUUCAUGGAAGAGGCUAAAUCGGAGUUUGAUCGGAUCAAGGGUCUGAAGGAGGAAUUGGAGGUGAAGUUGGCGAAGGUAGAAAAGGAACUGGAGGGUGAGAAGGCUAGCUCUAUCGCCUUGGCGGCUUCCUUGAAGUUGGCUGAGGACAUGGCAUUGAAGCACAAGGAUAGCUAUGUCUCAGCUUAUAGGGAGUUGGUGCAUCUCUGAGAUGACUUGGAAACUUCUCGGGUUUAUUAUGCCGAGCUCCAGGGUCACCUUGUGGGCAGCGUGACUGCCGCCUAUGAGAAACUGAUGGAGCAGUUACAGAUUGUUGCCCCUGAUGCCGAUUUGACUCUCGUUAGUCUUGAUAACGUAGUAAAGGAUGGCAAGAUUGUCCCGGAUGAUCCCGAUGAUGACAUUGAACCUCCUCCUGCGCCUUCUCUUAAAGCUUCUGCUAUGCCGGUUUCUUCAGCCCCCUCGACCGUAGUUGAGCCAGAUCCUGAUUAUCAGAACUUGAAUCGAGGUGAUGGGAUAGUGGAUGCGGUGCCUCUCCAGACUCGUUGUCCUUCACCUCAUGUUGAUGCCACUAGUGGAGGACCUCCGAAUUUUCUUUAAUUAUCUUUGGUAUAUUUUGGUAUAGCCCGGCCCGUGGGCUUUUGAACUUUUUAUUUUGUAACGCCUGCUUUUGACUUUGGGUACUUCUCCAGUUGCUUUCGCUUUAGCAACUUUAUUUUCGUUAAACAAAGUAGUCACCAGACUUGAUGGUUUCUUGAGUUUGUUACUGCGCCUUGUAUUUGGAUUGGACCUUUAUUUGCUUUAUGUUUGUAGCCCGACUUCUUGUUAAGUCUGAAUCCACCUUGUGUGUUGGUCUUCUUUCUUUGUCCCAAAGUUAUCUUCAACAAUCCAUUUCUGUUGGACCUUUUCUGAGGUCUCUUAUUAGGAUUUGCUUUUUGAGGUUUUCGGGUGGCCAUCAUGUCGAGCUUUUAUGAAUCCUUUCUGUAAUUCUCCUACCUGGCCCUUGUUCAAUUCUCUUUUCAGAGAUUACUUGAUAACUCUUUGUCUUUUGUGCCGACUUCGUCAUGUCGAGUUCUUUUGAGUUAUUUUCUGUAGCUUUAUUUUUCCAGACCGACUUUGUCACGUCAAGCCCUUGUCGAGUUACUUGAUAAUCCUUUUUUUUGGACCUUAUUUUAGGUCUCUUUCAGGGAUCGUCUUUUUGUAACUUUAUCUUUCUGGGCCGACUUUGUCACGUCGAGCCCUUGUCGAGUUACUUGAUAAUCCUCUUUUUUGGACCAUGUUUAGGUCUCUUUCAAGGACUAUCUUUUUGUAACUUUAUCUUUCCGGGCCGACUUUGUCACGUCGAGCCCUUGUCGAGUUACUUGAUAAUCCUCUUUUUUGGACAUUGUUUUAGGUCUCUUUCAGGGACUAUCUUUUUGUAACUUUUUGUAGGAGUCCGACUUCAUCAUAUCGGGCUCCUCGAAGUUAUAGUAAUCCUCUUUUAUAGGGUUGGCCAGACCUCUUUCCAAGGCUUUACUUAUAACUUGGGUUGUUGUGGUUGGUCCGACUCUUCGUGUUGGCCAACCUUUAAGUUAUUUUAUAGCAAUCCACUUUAGGACU